AUGUCGAAGCUCUUCCAGCCUCUAGAGGUGGCUGGCUGCCAUCUCCAGCAUCGCAUGGUCAUGGCGCCUCUCACCCGUUUCCGUGCCGAUGAUGAUUAUGUUCCUACGGACAUCAUGAAAGAGUACUACACUCAGCGAGCUUCUGUGCCCGGGACUCUUCUCAUUACCGAAGGCACGCAAAUUUCUCAGCGAAGUAUUGGAAUAAAGAAUGUCCCAGGAAUCUGGUCCAGCUCCCAGAUUGCCGCCUGGCGCGAGAUCACUGACGCUGUCCAUGCCAAAGGAUCUUACAUCUGGUGCCAGUUUUGGGUCCUAGGUCGUGCGAGCAACCCCGCUCUCCGGCGCGAGCUGGGUCUGAAGCUUCUCGGCCCCAGCCCCGUAGCGAGCUCCCCAGAUCAUCCAUUUCCUGAAGAGAUGUCUGAGGAGGAGAUCCAAGAAGUGAUCGAGGACCAUCGCAUUGCUGCGAGAAACGCUAUUGAGGCCGGGUUCGAUGGCGUCGAGAUUCAAGGGGGCGGUGGAUACUUGCCUGAUCAGUUUCUCCAAGAUGUCACCAAUAAGAGGACAGAUCAUUGGGGUGGCAGCAUUGAAAACCGCGCCAGGUUCCCCAUUGAGGUCACCAGGGCAAUCUCUCAGGAGAUCGGAUCCAGAAAAGUCGCGAUACGCUUAAGCCCGUGGAGCGACUUCAUAGGCAUGGGGAUGGAUGAUCCUAUCCCGACCUUCACCUACCUGGUCAAGCAGCUCCGCAACCUGGAUAUUGGAUUUCUUGACCUGAUCGAGGCACGUAUCCGAGGAAACGAUGAUGCCGACUGCGGCGGGGAUAACGAUGUAUCAUUUGCUGUUCAUGCGUGGGGCAAGGAAGCGCCGGUUAUGGUCGGUGGCGGAUUUAAUAGUGAGUCUGCGCAAACGGCAGCCGAUAAGACUUACAAGGACUAUAAGCUGGCGAUCAUAUUUGGUCGCUACUGGACAAGCAACCCAGAUCUGCCCUUCCGUGUAAAGAUGAACAUUCCGCUCGUCAAAUAUGACCGCUCAACUUUCUACACGCCGAAGAGUAGCAAAGGCUACAACGAUUGGGGAUUCAGUGAGGAGUUUUUGGCAUUGGGCGGCGCUGCUAGGCUCACGUAA
Talaromyces amestolkiae is the source of this 1119-nucleotide messenger RNA. RefSeq lists its product as uncharacterized. Bases 1 to 1119 code for a protein of 372 amino acids. The transcript has 2 exons. Lineage: Eukaryota; Fungi; Ascomycota; Eurotiomycetes; Eurotiales; Trichocomaceae. Gene Ontology annotation, molecular function: NADPH dehydrogenase activity; FMN binding. The record is from RefSeq and is a predicted model, not a curated record.